This is a messenger RNA of Pelodiscus sinensis (Chinese soft-shelled turtle), 3701 nucleotides long. It is a transcript of the gene HNRNPDL, whose product is annotated as heterogeneous nuclear ribonucleoprotein D like. Lineage: Eukaryota; Metazoa; Chordata; Testudines; Trionychidae. Gene Ontology annotation, cellular component: chromatin; nucleoplasm. Gene Ontology annotation, molecular function: poly(A) binding; poly(G) binding. The record is from RefSeq and is a predicted model, not a curated record. Gene Ontology annotation, biological process: regulation of gene expression.
CGGGGCCCGGAUCUCUUCCGCCGCCAUUUUACUGCUCCGUUCUCUGUUCGUAGCUUUCUCUCGCGUCUGCCCGAGCCGCCCUGCCCCGCCAUGGAGGACAUGACCGAGUACAGCGGCGGCCUGGAGGAGUUCGCCGAGGGCUCCAAGAUCAACGCCAGCAAGAACCAGCAGGACGAUGGCAAAAUGUUUAUAGGAGGCCUCAGCUGGGACACAAGCAAGAAAGAUUUGACUGAGUAUUUGUCUCGGUUUGGAGAGGUGGUGGACUGCACAAUUAAAACAGAUCCAGUGACUGGGCGGUCCAGGGGAUUUGGCUUUGUGCUCUUCAAAGAUGCUGCCAGUGUUGACAAGGUCUUGGAAUUGAAGGAACACAAACUGGAUGGCAAGCUAAUUGAUCCUAAAAGGGCAAAAGCACUGAAGGGAAAAGAGCCACCCAAAAAAGUGUUUGUUGGUGGACUGAGUCCAGAUACAUCUGAAGAACAGAUUAAAGAAUACUUUGGUGCUUUUGGAGAGAUAGAAAAUAUCGAACUUCCAAUGGACACAAAGACAAACGAAAGGAGGGGUUUCUGUUUCAUCACAUACACAGAUGAAGAGCCAGUAAAAAAAUUAUUAGAAAGCAGAUACCAUCAGAUUGGUUCUGGCAAGUGUGAAAUCAAAGUAGCACAGCCCAAAGAGGUGUAUAGACAGCAGCAGCAGCAGCAACAGAAAGGUGGAAGAGGUGCUUCAUCUGGUGGCAGAGGUGGCGGCAGGGGACGUGGCAGGGGUCAGGGACAAAACUGGAACCAAGGAUUUAAUAACUAUUAUGAUCAAGGAUAUGGAAAUUACAACAGCACUUACAGUGAUCCAAGCUAUAGUGGUUACGGUGGAUAUGAUUAUUCUGGCUACAAUUAUCCAAGCUACGGAUAUGGACAGGGAUAUGCAGACUACAGUGGUCAACAAAGCACAUAUGGAAAAGCAUCCCGAGGUGGCGGCAAUCACCAAAACAACUACCAGCCAUAUUAAAGGAGUACAUAGUACUUGGGGGGGCAGCAGCGGGAACUUCAUUGCAGGCCGUGUGUCACCCUGACCACGUCUAUCUCUGGGGGUCGCACGUUGCAGGCAGAGCGCAAGGCAUACACCAGAAAACGCUGUCCUGUGGUAUGGUCUCUUCCAACUUCAUGUACCAGCGUAAAGAUUAAAGUGGAAAACUUCAGACUUUGGCUUCUUUUUAAUCUUUUUGAAGAUUAAGUGUCUUAACUUAAAUGGUUUUUUACAGGAGUUAAAGUACAUAAAUGCCUUUACAGCUUAAUCAUUUUGGUCUUCUGUUUAGUGUUGUAUUUCAAUUGUGGAGCCUCAUUUUAAGUGUGCAUUCUUUAAGAUUUAAUGCUUGCUUUUUCUUUUUAUAGCUAAUAGUGAAAUCUGCAAACCAAAACGAACUUUUAAAUCUGGAAAAAUAUUAAAGAUCAUAUGCACACAAACUACAUCAUGCUAAUGUUUUUUGGCAAUGUUCAUUAACAAGAAUUAAGUUAGGCUAAUUGUUUUUCUUAACAGCAUUUCUAGUGGAAACAUUUUUCACAGCCCAGUUUGACACACACACAAAUUGUAACUUCUUGCUUAAUUUGCAGACUCCUUGUUCUGAAACAGCUUCCUGAGUGGGCUGAAAUGCUAUAUUUGGGGAGAUGAAAGAUUUCUAGUUACCAAUAACGUUAAAUAUGCAUAUGAUCUUUAACCAUGAAGAAAGGAAUAAAUAGAGGACUUAAAGCAGUUCAUGAAAAUGGACCUUUUAACAAAUCUUGUAAAAGUUGCGCAGAUCUGAUAAGUCAUUUUGUCUUGUUUGUAGGUGGAGAUACCACAGUAAAGUCAUCUUGCAGAACAUCAGGAUUGAAUGGAGAGUGGUCUUCAUGACAUGAAAUGACUUUUCUAAAAGACUUUUUAGACUGACACAAUCGUGUCCAACUGUAUAUAGCGGCUGAUUAGUUUUCUUUAUGGUUUUUACUUUGUCUUUUUUUGCCAUCUGUGUUAUGACACAAUGUGGACUUGUGUUUAUACAAAUUUUAUUUGUAUAAUUUCAUGUUAAGUGAUUCUUGAAUAAAUGCUUACCUAUGUGAUUCUGUCUUCCUUUGCUGCUUAGUUUUGUAAGCUUUAAUUUUUAAUUAAGCCGUUUCAAGGACCGCAGUCUUUCCAGAUCUGGGGGGAGAGCCUGUAUUGGAACCAGGGCCUUGAAUGCCUUUCUGGGCCCCUAAUUUCCUCAAUAUAAGCUCAGGGAAUUGUUUGAAGUCUUAACAUCGUCUGACUUUUAAAACAUGCUGUUAAAUGAUUACAUGGCUUCUUGUUGCACUAAGAUAACUAAGACCAUCUUAAACGUGUUUGAAAUCAUCCUGUCACCUCUUCCUGUUGUACCCCACGAUCAUUUUGACACACCUUGUGUUAGCAUUUCAUAUUUCUUGCUGUUGAAUUUAAUUGCUAUGGACUUCCUACUUGGAGCAGUUUUGUGCAAUGUGAUGGGGUUAACUGUGUACAAGUUUGAGCCUUUGGGAUGCUGGUGGAUGUUCACUGUUUCUAGAGAGCCUAACGUUUUUAUAUUAAAUGGCUUACUCUAAUAACUGGACAAGAAAGGAACUAGUUAAAUGUGAUGAGAAAGCAAAAAGUCAAUCAUUUCCAUUAAUGCACGUAGCAAUUAAUAGAUUAUCAUACUGUAGUGAAUUUAACUCCAUUUUCAGUUAAGGCCUGUGUUCCAAAAAUGUAUAAUGCAUUAAAUUAUAUGUAUUGAUCAAUAACUUGGUUACAUUUAAAAUAGUUAAUGAACUGUCUGAAUGGGGAGUCCCAAGUAGUUGAGUCGUCUUGAUGUUCAGUGAGUUUUACCUAUUGCUAAAGGGUUUUUUUAAGUAACAGGUUUGUCUAAAUAAGUGUUGAUGAAUGGUUUAAUGGCUAGCAUAUAAACUCUAGCUCUAUUAUGCAAAGCCUCAAUAUUCUAGGGGAUCUGGUCAACUUUUUUAGCAACAGUUCACUAGUGUAGAACUGACUUAAUUCCAUGCUCUGAAUCUUGGAGCCAGAAGCACUGUAGUCCACACUGGUUUAGGUCUUAACUUUGCAGCUCUCCAUAAGUAGUUCAACCUGGCCAUGCACACAUGCAUGUCUAAUCAUGGAUUUAAAAUAUAUUGUUUAGAAGACAGAUGGGACUUUAUUCACAGCAGUAUAAGUCUUUUCUGUACUGUUUUGUCCAUCUUUUAUGUCCUUUGCAUCUUUCAUUUCUUUCCAGUGUAUUUGCUCAUUGGAUUUGUUGGUCUCAUCUGCCUUUCCAUGUAAAAAUGGGUUGCUUAACAUAAUUCUUUGCUCAAGCACUGCUGCAGCUUGGACAGAUCUGGCAAUGUUGGGGGGAAUGCUAGUAAAGAUGCCUGUAGAUGAUCUACAUUACAUCUCAUGCUGUUCCUGGUGAUAAAAUAAUUACAGCUAAUGUGUACUACUCUUAAACUACUGAUGCUGGUAGACCAGCGUGGGAAGCCAAUAUCAGCAGAUAUGGCCCUGUUGAACUAUUUGAUGGCGCUGGCAAUUAAAUUAAUGCCUAGUUGCUGGUAGGAGUAGCUUUUGCUCCCUUUAAUUACCUCUGCAUUUCUGAAGUAUACAUGUUUGUCAAUUAGUGUUGUAUGUUAACUGUAGUUAUUUGGACUGUAGAAUGACAAAUCUAAAUUAUUUUCUUCAACAUAGUGAUAUAACUUGCUAUAUUA